GUGUGUGUGUGUGUGUUUCCUUCAAGAAGUUGUGAUCCAUUCUUGAGUCUUGACCCUUUACAAGCUGUUCGGCAUUAAAUACUGUACUGUUGUUCCAUAUUACCAUUAAUUGUUUUUUCCUUCGAAAUUGGCCAAUAGAAAAAAAAAAAAAAACAUAUCAGUUCAAACUUUGGACUUUUGUUGAUUGUUGGAAGGUUCUCAUUUUUUGAACCUUUUUCGGUUGAAAAAUUAGACAGUUUGGUCAUCUGGGGCGGCGUUCAGUUUUUUUGGAAUUCAGCUUUGUCUUAUUGGUGUCUUUUUGAAAAGAGUUUGAUGCAAUUUUGAGUUAUUGGUCCAUAUCUAAUUUCUUUUUUGAUCAGUUGAGAGGAUUUCAUGUUGUCCACAAUUCUAAUGGGGGAAAGUGGAAACUAGUUAGGGUUUGUUGUGAUUUUGCUUUCCAUUCACGGGAGAUAAGGUUUUUUCACAAGAAACCUGUUCAGAUCCUCAACUACUUCAGUAACUGCUGAGCUUCUUUAUCAAGUACUUAAUCACUAUUGGUUUGGGUAUUUGACCAGAGAGAAAGAGAGAUUGAGAGACAAUAUUGUGCUGUUGUUUCUUGAAUUUUGCAUCCUUAAUUUUGUUUUUACACUAUGAAUCGUUCUGGGACAGCCGACCUGAGAGCAGCAACAGCUGUCGAAGUUACAAAGGAUAGAAAUGGAGUCGAUCAGGUUGUGCUUCGAAACCGGCGAGGGUCGUCAGCUCGGGUUAGCUUGCAUGGAGGACAGGUUCUCUCAUGGAGGACUGACCAGGGUGAAGAAUUGUUAUUCACCAGCAGUAAGGCAAUUUUCAAGCCACCAAAUCCAGUGAGAGGAGGAAUCCCCAUUUGUUUUCCUCAGUUUGGAAACUGCGGAUCGCUGGAGCAACAUGGGUUUGCAAGGAAGAAAAUUUGGGUGAUUGACCAAAAUCCACCACCAUUUUUACAACACAAUGAUUCCAACGACAAAGUCUAUACUGAUCUACUACUUGAGCCAUCUGAAGAGGAUCUAAAGAUCUGGCCACAUAGUUUCGAGUUUCGGCUAAGGGUGUGUUUGACUGUAGAAGGGAAUCUAACCAUGAUAUCGCGCAUCAGGAAUAUCAAUUGCAAGCCAUUUAGUUUUUCAAUUGCUUUCCAUACAUAUUUCUCCAUCUCAGAUAUCAGUGAAGUAAGAGUAGAGGGGUUGGAAACUCUUGACUAUCUUGACAACCUUUUCCAAAGAGAGCGCUUCACAGAACAAGGAGAUGCCUUGACAUUUGAAUCUGAGGUGGAUCGUGUUUACCUUAGUUCUUCAGAUGUGAUUGCUGUUUUUGAUCAUGAGCAAAAGAGGACAUUCACCAUACGAAAGGAAGGACUUCCAGAUGUUGUGGUUUGGAAUCCAUGGGAGAAGAAAUCCAAGUCCAUGGUAGAUUUUGGAGAUGAAGAGUACAAACAGAUGCUUUGUGUUGAUGGGGCAGCAAUUGAGAAGCAAAUUACAUUGAAGCCAGGUGAGGAAUGGACAGGCAGGCUAGAGCUCUCUGUUGUGCAUUCAGGAUGAUGAAGUUGCUACCCUCUUGAAAAAUCGUUGAUUAAAGGCAUAGUAUACAAAUAAGCCACUUAAUAUUUGCUUGCUGGCUCGUACGAUUAUACAAAUAUUUAUUUCAUUCUGUAGUUCUUGUGCAGAAAAUAAAACCCAUAGUCACUAAUUUCUGAUGUGGUGGCUGGUAGUCUGAGUGGAGAUAUUUGUUUUAUUGUUUCUCCAUUGUAGCAAUCACCAAAAAAUUAUGUGCAUCAAACAUUUGUACCCCCAAGAAUUGUAUAUACUCAAUUAUAAGAUUGUUUGGUUACUUCCCUGGAUUUUCCUUUUU
This is a messenger RNA of Populus euphratica (Euphrates poplar), 1860 nucleotides long. Its product is annotated as putative glucose-6-phosphate 1-epimerase. Gene Ontology annotation, biological process: carbohydrate metabolic process. The record is from RefSeq and is a predicted model, not a curated record. NCBI's taxonomy places the organism in Eukaryota, Viridiplantae, Streptophyta, Magnoliopsida, Malpighiales, Salicaceae. Gene Ontology annotation, molecular function: glucose-6-phosphate 1-epimerase activity; carbohydrate binding. Gene Ontology annotation, cellular component: cytoplasm. The transcript is spliced from 8 exons. The coding region runs from base 630 to 1550 and encodes 306 amino acids.